Paramuricea clavata is the source of this 9657-nucleotide messenger RNA. The record is from the annotation of a GenBank genome assembly. Lineage: Eukaryota; Metazoa; Cnidaria; Anthozoa; Malacalcyonacea; Plexauridae.
AUGUGUCCCUGUAUCUUUCUUUUUCUAACAGAUCUGUUUGAACAAACCGGACCACACCAAUCAAUUACUACUGCUAUCCGAAAAGUUCUGGGUGAUUAUAAAGAUGGUGUCGGUAUAUUGAAGGAGCUGAUCCAAAAUGCUGAUGAUGCAGGUGCUACUACAGUUAAGUUUUUGGUUGACUGGAGACAUGGUCCAACCAGUAGCCUAUUAUCUCCUGACAUGGCCAAAUGCCAAGGUCCAGCGUUGUGGGCUUAUAAUGAUGCUGUGUUUACUGAUGAUGAUUUAGAGAAUAUCAGUAAGCUAGCUGGAGGAACAAAGGUGGAGGAUCUUUCAAAAAUCGGUCGGUUUGGACUUGGAUUUACCGCUGUUUAUCAUCUCACAGACGUGCCGAGUUUUGUCACCCGAGAGUAUUUUACAGCUUUUGAUCCAAAUGUCAACCAUUUACAAGAUCGUAUUAAAGACAGGUCUCGUCCUGGAAUACGUAUGAACCUUGGUAAGAAUCCAAAGUUGUUAGCACGUUACAAGGAUCAAUUUCAACCAUACAAUGACAUCUUUGGCUGUAUUACAAUGCAGUCACAGAGUAGCUUCCAUUACAACGGAACGUUGUUCCGAUUUCCUUUCCGCACAGCACACCAAGCAAGCAUCAGCGAGAUCAGCAAAACUGAUUAUGGUCGAGACAGAAUUCAAGGUCUUGUUUGUAGCCUUUGUGAAUGUGCUACCACCCUCUUGCUAUUUUCCCAACAUAUAAAGAAGGUGGAGAUCUACGAGCUGGAUAGAUCACGACCGCCUAACCAAAUGCAGUUGGUGCUUUUGGUGAACAAACCAAGUGUUGAAGCCUACAGAAGCAAAGGAAUGAACAGCGAAGAGCCAUUCAUUAAGCAGUGCUCAAAGUGGUGGCAACAGAACCGAGAUUCUAGGAAAUUUAACUCUGAAUAUCCGUGUAGCCUUGAAAUUGUUACCAUUAGCACCGUAAAUAUGGCGGCAGAACUGAGCGGCUGUGAUCGCGAAAAUAGCAGUAGUGAAGUAUGGCUGGUUGUCUCUGCCAGUGGGACUGAUACGUCACUUGAAAUUGCUCUCUCACCAGAAGGCCAAUCACAUGGCCUCCUACCUUGUGGCGGGGCAGCAUUCCCUAUCUGGAGGGAUAUAACAAAAGGUUACGGAGAGCUGUUUUGUUUUCUGCCAUUGUCUAUCUCCACAGGGCUCCCUGUGCAUGUCAACGGUUCCUUUGCCAUUAUGUCUAAUCGCGUUGAGAUUUGGAAACGAACGAAUGCGCAAAGUCAACCUAUCGAGGUAAAAUGGAAUGAAGCACUUAUGGAAGACGCGUUGACUAGAGCAUACAUCAGCCUUCUUGAAAACAUGACGUCAUUAAGUAAAAGUUGUUUGAAUUACAAAUUUCAUACCCUUUGGCCAAGCUAUGACGUUGUUGAUAUGAAUUCCUGGAAAAAGCUCGUUCAAGCGGUUUGCUUUGUUUUGUUAGAAGAGCAGCGUAAGUUAUUUUACAGCAAUGGAGUAUGGAUGAGUAUCAGUGAUGGCUUCAUACUGGGCGAUGAUCUACAUACGAUCUACGAAGUUGCAGCGGAAGUGUUAAUAUCCCUAAAGGAACACGUGUUUAUCAUACCCUGCCAAAUUUUGAAGACCUUGGAGAAAUUUGAUCGAAAUGGCGUCCUGCCACGUCGCACUUUAACCUUAAAAGAUUUUAUGGAGCAAUACUUUUUCCCAAACAUCGCAAAACUCUCUCCUACCCAGCGGGAUGCUAUCGUAUGCUUUGGCUUAGAUUGUAUUCUAGAAGGGAAUACAUUUCUUCCGAAACUCUUCCAAGAAAAUAACUGUGUUGCGGUGUCACAAAAUGGAAAUAUUUUUGCGAGGCCUUGUGAGCUCAUCCAUCCAAACAGUGAAGCUGCACAAUUGUUUUCUGAAGAUGAUCAUCGCUUUCCAGUUGGAGACGGGCUGCGUAAUGAUAACCGGUUGUUUGUUUUGGGAUCACUUGGUAUGGCCAAAGAUCUGAACUUGUCAGGUAUUUACGAAAGGGCACAGUCAAUCGCUAAACUUGGUAGCUAUGCGGGAACUGAACGUUCUCGAAAAUUAAUCAAAUAUCUUAACCAGCAAGUGGAUAAAAUCCCGGCGGUCUCCACAUUUUACUCCAAUAAUCUCCAACGUGUUAAAUUUAUUCCAGUGAAAGAGGAGCCUUUAGAUGAUUACCUUUUACCUAAUUGGAAAGGAUCGAGCCUAUAUUUUCCUAGACUUUUCGCACCAAAUGAAGUAUUUUUGCCAGAUGAUGCCAAUCUUAUUGGCUCAUCCUGUUACAUAGUUAACACAUCUGAACAAAGUGGUAUUGGGACGUUGAAUGCUAACGUGAAAAAUCUCUUGGGAUUUUCAAGCCGUGUCCCUGAAGUCAAGUUUGUAAUUAAUCAAUUGGAUGAAGUAUUGAAGUUCUGGCGCACGCGAACUGAAGAAGCAAAGAAAGAUACGAGGUCCACUAUAGAAACCAUUUGCCAGAAAAUUUACGAAUUCUUCAAUAAUAUAAUCGUCAAGGAAACUGCAAGAAAUCAGUGUUUUCUGAAUGAGCUGCGGAAGCGACAUUGGUUGUUCCUUCAAGGGGAAUUUGUUGCAAGCAACAAGGUAGCGUUUUCGACAACCGGGAAUGGAGCACCAUUUUUAUUUACCCUUCCAGCCAUUUACAUAAGAAAUUAUCGACUUUUGUUGGAGGCGAUGGAAAUCAAGCAGUCGUUUGAUGAAGAAGAUUACAUCAGUGGCUUGUAUAAUCUACAAAGUUCGAAGCAAGAAAAUAUCCUGACAGAAAAUGAAUUACGAGUUGCAGUAUUUUUUAUCAAUCAAAUACAAGACGUCCAGAAACCUACUGUGAAGCCUCACAUUGGCAAAAUCCCACUACCGGAUACCAAUAGAAUUCUGCGCAAAAGCGAAGAUGUCGUUGUUAAUUUAAAUUUAUGGCUCAGGGAAUACAGGGAUCUCGAUGACAACGUAAGCGUCCACGAGAAGAUAUCACCACAAACGGCCCAUGCCCUCGGCGCGAAAUUACUGAAAAAUGUCAUAUUGAAAAAGUAUUCGAAAUCCAUCGGUGUGUCCUUCGGGCAAAACGAAUCAUUACUCGAUCGACUGCAAGAAAUUCUGGACGGAUAUCCAGCAGAAGGUAUACUGAAAGAACUCGUGCAGAACGCCGACGAUGCUGAAGCCUCGGAGAUACAUUUCAUACAUGACACUCGAAUGCUGAAAAGUGAGAAAGUUGUGACAGAAAAACAAACAUCCGAAGAAAUACAAGGACCGGCCCUUUGUGUGUAUAAUAACAAACCGUUUACUGAGAAAGACCUUAAAGGAAUUCAAAAACUUGGUAAAGGCGGUAAGCGAGAUAGCCCCGAGAUGACUGGAAAAUAUGGAAUUGGUUUUAAUUCUGUGUAUCAUCUCACGGACUGCCCAAGCUUUCUGACCAAUGACGAUACCCUCGUUUUACUUGAUCCUCACUGCCGUUAUGCUGUCGCUGCAAGUUCUGAUAAGCCUGGUGAAAUGUUCUCGCCAAUUGAUGAAAGAUUUCGGAAUGAUUUCUCUGAUACACUCGAUGGAUACCUAGCUGAUCAUUUUGACUUACAAGGCUCCACAAUGUUCCGUUUCCCACUCAGAAGUAAAUAUGAAUCCAAGAUAUCUAAUGUGCCUAUUGAUAUGAAACAUCUCCUGCAGACGUUUAAAGAGGAAGCCCGAAAAUCUCUGUUAUUUCUAAACCAUAUCAAAAGAAUAACCCUCUCGAAAAUUGGUCAAAAUAACAAGCUUCAUCAAAUACAUCAAGUUGAGACCAUUAUCACUCCACAGGAUGAAAUGAAGCGUCAGAAGUUAGCACAAAACGUCCGCGAUUUCAAAGGUACUCCAACAAUGGAAAUUGGAUGGCAGGGAAUAGGUUACACACUUAAAGUAAAAGAAAACGACGAAAAAAUCGAGCACUGGUUGAUACAACAAUGUAUUGGAUCGACCACUCAAUGUCUCACAACCAGCAACAGUUCCGAUGAAGGUCAAACUGAGUUUAAAAUUCCCGAUGGUCGCAAACUUGGACUUUUUCCACGUGGUGGCUUGGCUGCUCGGCUUUGGACAACGUCAGUAUCCUCCAACAAACAAGAAGCGCUAGCGUUGCGUGGCAUGGUGUAUUGCUUUCUACCGCUCCCAGAAAACUACACUUCUCUUCCAAUUCAUGUUAAUGGUCACUUUGCCCUAGAUAGACACAGACGAGGGCUUUGGACUGAGACAGAUGGCAAGGGAGAAAAAUCUAAGUGGAACUACUUCGUCAAGAGUUGUGUAUUACCACGCGCCUAUGCUGCUUUGAUCAUGGAAGCUAGAAGGUAUGGUAGCAAAGAUGACAACCAACUUUCAAAUUAUCAUGCUUUGUUUCCAACAGUUAAAACGGAUUCUCUUUGGAAGACUCUUGCUGUUGAAUUGUACCGUUACCUGGGCCAGACAAAAGCCAAAGUGUUGCCGUUACUAGUCCCAACCGAAGCUAACCAUAGUCUCUUUCCGUCAAUGAAUGAAGCGCCUAAACCACCUGUACAUGUGACACACACUGAUUGGCUUUCAAGUGACCAAGCAUACUUUGUGAACUGUAACGCACCCAAUGCACCUGUGAGCGAAUUUCUGCAUUUGUUGAUACGAAUUGGUCUCCCUGUCUUACUUCACUGCCCUUUUCGGUUACAUCGUGGGUUUCUCUCAGCUGACAAGAAUUCGCAUAAAGUUACUCCAAAGACCGUUGCUGGUUUUCUACGAAGCCCUGGUUGCAAGAUUACCCAACUUCCGAGACAAAUGGAAACGACAGUGUUCAAGAGUAUUUCAGAAUUGUCGGUGUUGAUCCAGUAUUGUCGUGAAGACAAGGAUUUCAGCAAACAGUUAGAAGGUCUCCCUUUACUUCUUACACAGGAUGGGAACCUUAGAAUCUUUCAUUCACGUCAACAAGUAUUUCUUUCUAAAUUUGGUGAUCUUUUCCCAACACAUGCAGACCGGUUUGUUCACUCGGAAAUAGUCAAUCAAAUUCCGUUGGCUGGCACCGAUGGAAAAAAGAAUGUCGUCCGAACUUUUACUGUGAAAGACGUUGCAAUGUUACUAGAACAUGUAUUCACAAACCAAGUGUUGAGAAACAUCGAUAAUGAUGAAACGUGGAAAUUCCCACCCGAGGGAAUUCUAUCUGAAAAGUGGUUCAAAAGAUUUUGGGAUUUCUUGCAAAACUAUGCUGAGCCAGAGCCCGAAGAAGACCCUGAUGACAUGUUAGAAUGUCUAUCGAAAUGGCCCUUGAUUCCAACAACAUGUGGAAAACUUGUGAAAAUCGAAAACGCAGAUACUGUGUUGGAUAUGACAGUCACAGGAACCGAGUCAGCACUGCAAGAAAACGUUCGCACGUUCUUGAAAAAUCUGAAAUGCCCAGUGUUGAACAAGGAAAUUACUUUUAAAGAAGACGUCGAAUCGUUUUCACUUGCCGAAGACCAAAGCAGCUCAGAAAAAUCUAUAAAAAGAGUCCUUGAGAGAAAAACAUCCGUCACUGAUCCCUACGUAGCACACCCUCACAACUGUUUGGACGUUUUGAUGGUCCUUGACCAUAUGCUCAAUUUGGGGACGCUCGACCAUUCAGAAAUAAAUGAUAAAGAAUUUCUUCAAUUUCUCCGGUUUGUACAAGAUAAUUACAAUAGAUCGCGAGUAUACAUGCAUGUAAUAAAACGUUUACCAUUUCACAAAGCAUUGGACGGUCAGUUGGUGAGUUUAAUUGGCCGAUAUUCCUCGCAUGCUCUCAUUCCUUCGGGUGUCCCAUUACUGCAGCUAAAGGAGCUCCAAGAGAAGGCAAAUUGUCUUUUCCUCGAUUCCAGUGCUUUACCUGCUCUUGGGGAACUUUACAGCGACCUUGGUGUUAAAGCUGGUCAAAACAUCACACAGUUUUACGUAGACUAUGUUUUCAGGCAUUUCAGCAUAUUUAAUCGUGAGAGCCAAAUGCAGCAUUUAAUUUACAUCAGAGAUAAAGUCCACCCUAGGUUGCCCCAAGGUGACUCAAGUGAUAAGAAGAUAUUUCUCAACAGUAUGAUUGAAAAUGCCUGUAUUCCAGACGAACAUGGUAAUCUUCAUUUAGCUGCAGAAUUUUAUGAUCCAUCCAACGAGUUGUUCAAGGUAAUGUUUGAACAUGAAUGUGGUAAAUUUCCUCCUGCACCUUUCAACGAUAGAGCUUGGUUAGACCUUCUUGCAGACAUCGGCCUCCGUAUUAAUAUCACACAACAGUUAUUCCUAGAAUUUUGUAAGACGGUUGCUCAGGGCGGAAGAUCUUCUCCACAAGACCAACGAGUACACAAACAAUCGGAAAUGUUAGUAAAGUGUCUAUUUUCUGAGGACGAAUCCUCGAGAGACGAAAACUUCCUAUCCCAAUUAUCGCAGAUCAAUUUUAUUGCUCCAGGCAAAGUGGAGAAGCAACUAACAUCGAUACAUGAGCAGUACCAGUGUCCCAGAAAUGGCUAUCCGCCUUUUAUUAAAUUCAGGAAUGCAGUUCCAUGGUGUUUUAGAAAUAUUGCCUGGACAUCUGCUUCAAUACUCCCUGAAUGGGCAAAGACUGACAAAAUCGCAGGAUCAAAAAUUCUUGGGAUUUGCCAAAAACCAUCAGAUACCACAGUUGUCCACCAUCUACAAAACGUAGCUACCACCUACAGUCCUAAUGCCCUUAAUUGUAAUGUGUUACAUCAAAUCACCAUGUCUAUUUAUGAGUUUCUAUCAAAGUUCACAAAAUCAUGUGGUAGCGGUUUAACGGAUAAGUGCAGCAACAUUUGUAUGAGUAUUGGUUUUAAACUUCGAGAUAUCCCCUGUAUAUUUUUGAAUGAAGACAAAGUUUUUGUUAAAGCGGAACAGUUGGCGUUUAAUUUACCUGAAAAUUGCGCUUUUAAGCCGUUUCUAUAUCCUGUACCAGAAGAGCUGAUGGUCUUUAGACAUUUUCUGAAACGACUUGGCACAACAGAGAAAAUUCAACCGUUACAGAUCGCCAACGUUCUCAAUGCUAUACAUAAACAGGUUGGCGAAGAUGAGUUGUCAACCGAACAGGAGAAUAAAGUUAAGGUUGCAAUGUAUUUGCUAUUUAAAUCACUUUUGAAACGUGCAAAUGCCGACGCAAUUGAUGAGCUAUAUUUACUAAGUCAAAACAAACGACUUGUCAAAUCCUGCGACCUAAUUUGCAACGUUUCAUCGCGUUUUCUCACCGAAAUUGAAAAGCUUCAAUGCCCCAUUCUGUUGCGAUUUGAGGAAUGCAAACUACAAAAUGACGCUGAUUAUAUCGAUGCCUUACCGAAGCAUUUACGUCCAGUAAAGUUUAAUGACCUAGUCCGAGAAGACGUUGAUCCUGUGUGCAAGGAUUCCAUUUGUUUCCUCGCGCAAGAGAGCUCCGUAUGCAAAUUUCAACAACAAUUCGAACAUCUAUUGCGAUCGGAUGAACUUCAGGAAGGGCUCAAACGGUUGAUAAUGCACACUGGUCACGUUUCACAACAAUUUGAACAUAGACUAAAGAGGCUGCAGUCCAAUGUCCAAAUUAAAUGUGUAGGUAUUCGCAGUAUUAAGGUUCAGCUUAUUCGGCAUGAUACUGGUACAGUGCUAUCUCAUAUAGAAGAUAGUUGCUAUGCAACACAACAAGAAGACACGUGGUCAUUGUACAUGCAGCAUGACUGUCAAAACCGUAAAUCACGAACACGCAUUGCUGGUUACGUUAACAAGAUUCUGGGGGAUUGUAUACAGAAAAUGGAUGCACUAAUUGCGAUUCUCGAUUGUUCGUCUCCAAGUGAUAUUUUUGAAGAGUUAAAUAGAUUUGAUAUUCCUCAAAGCCUUUCUGAAAGUGCUGCUGAUUUCACUCCUCCAGACGACGAUGUGUUAUCCGGGUUGGAUAGUGACGAUGAUGGUGAGAUGGGAAGAGAUCAUGGCGGUGAAUAUGGUGGUGGAGGUUGUGGUGGAGGUGGUGGUGGUGGAGGUGGUGGUGGAGGUGGUGGACGUGGUGGACGUGGUGGUUGUGGUGGACGUGGUGGUGGACCUUCAAGGUAAGAUUUUACUACAUUUUGAAGAGUAGAGUAGUAAUACGGCUCAGAUUCUUGAUAGAAUUUAUGAGCAAUGCGUAUCAUCUUCCAUGGAUGCAAAACUAUAAAAAGAUAUAUUCAAGCAUUAAAUAUAUAGUUAACAAAGCAUAAAUAAAAUUCAAGGCUAUUAAUAACGAGUCGUUAUCUACCACAGGAUUCCAGUUCUUAUAUGCAAGAAGAUAGGAUGCAACCGAUAAACUCUUCCAAGAUAUCAUGACCAGUGAUUGUCAUAGACUUCACAGCUUACUUCCUCCAUGUAAUACCAAUUAAAAGAAAUAAGCACAGGUUUAACUUUACUUUUGAACAUUUCAUUGUACAUAACUCUUAAAAAACAUAGUGUAGUUACAAAACUUUUAUUACAUCGUAUUGUACUGUAGUAGCCAUCCAACAUUGUAAUAGCUUAUUUUUAGAAUUUAUUAUAAUAUUAAAUAUAUUUAUCUAAUCUCAGUUAAAGUUUAGAACUCACCUUUUGAUCAAGAUUAUAGUUAGGAAUGGAAUAAUAUGCCUUCAAUGGAUGUUACAAUUCUAUUACAAUUUUCUCGAAAUGAUUAUAUUUCAGAAAUGGUGAUGAUAAUAUAUGGUAUCCAGUUAGCCGCGAAGAAGCAUUACGUUGGGUGGAACAAUCCAAAACCGAUUUGGAAAGUGCGAGAUGGUUGCUUGAAUCCGAUCCACCAUUCAGUUCUCACGUCUGUUUCCAGAGUCACCAGGUGGCGGAAAAAUGUUUCAAGGCCUUGUUAUUCGCGGAAUAUGGCAUCUCUGAUCAAUUACUUGGCUCUCACGAUCUGCAAGAAAUUGGACGUAAGGUCGGGGAAAAAACUGAAGUAACGAAAAAGGCAUUCGAAUUUGCAAGACGAGUCAUGGACUACUACCUAACUACUCGCUAUCCAAACCGUCAACCAAGUCAUGUCGUGCCAGCUCAGGCUUUCAACAAGAAUCAAGCAGAAACGGCGUUUGAUGCAGCAUCGAAAUUGCUAAAAAUUGUGAAAGAUUAUUUGGAGAAUAGAUGACCACAUUGUAAUGCUAGGGCACAUUUGUUUUCAAUGGUUGUUUACGCUUCGGCAAGAGUAAAGAAUAGUAAGGAUUUUAAUUUAAAAGUACACAUAUAUCUUAUUAUGAAAAUGGAUUAUAAAUCGAUUAACGAAGUCCUAUUACCCAACCAGUACACUGUACAGCGGACAAAUUAUCAAGUUACAACAGAUUGCAUGCCAUUUGAUAAUUUACCUCGAUAUGUAAACCUGGGUUGUAAUGGACCGAUUCGGAAAAUAGUUGUCAUUCUUUUUCUCCUGAAAUUACUUUUAACGAAUUUUAAUUAAUUUUAAUUUAAGGUAAUCACUGCCGCCUUAUAGAAUACUUCAAGACCAACAGUUUUACAAAGUAUAAAUAUAAUACCGUGUAUUCUCUUUGAGAAAUGAAAUCAUAAAAAUACUGGAGCUUGUACUACAUUUAGCAAACAAGCCUGACUAGCCUCGUUUUGGUGCUUUUUUCACAUUUCAAAGACAAAGGGUUGUAAUUUCGGAUUAUUUUUAAUCUUAAAUUCUUACACUUUGCUUUAAAUAAUGAUCUGUUGAAAAAUGGUUUAUUAGCC